This is a messenger RNA of Hemicordylus capensis (graceful crag lizard), 5992 nucleotides long. It is a transcript of the gene ZFYVE16, whose product is annotated as zinc finger FYVE-type containing 16. Gene Ontology annotation, cellular component: early endosome membrane. The record is from RefSeq and is a predicted model, not a curated record. Gene Ontology annotation, molecular function: metal ion binding. Lineage: Eukaryota; Metazoa; Chordata; Lepidosauria; Squamata; Cordylidae. The transcript is spliced from 19 exons. The coding region runs from base 331 to 4836 and encodes 1501 amino acids. Gene Ontology annotation, biological process: endosomal transport; protein targeting to lysosome.
CGGGACCAUCCUGGAGAUUGGUAGCAGGCGCCUCUGGGUUGGAGGGAAGGCGGAGAGAGAGACGGGUGGCCGCGCGCAUGCGCACGGGAACAUGACGGCGAAGACUGGGAAGAAUCGGAAAAGACAAAGUCGGGAAGAAAGUGUGGCGGCCGCUGCCUUCGCCCUUGGAGCCCGGGGGUCGACGUGUGGCUUGCGGUCGGCGCCCCGUGAGAUGUUUUUGUAAAAGAUACAAAUGAAUAUGAAAGUAGCCUUGGAAGUGCCUGCUGCUUGAGACUGUGUUACUUAAGAAACAGGCACAAGAGGAGAGAACUUACCAGUUCAAACCUUAAAAUGGACAGUUAUUUUAAAGCAGCAGUCUCUGACUUGGACAAACUACUUGAUGAAUUUGAGCAAAAUACAGAUGAACUUGAAGACAGCAGCAUUGUAAACCCACAUGAUUCUAAGCACCAUCUACUUUAUUCCGAACUGGAUUACCAGCAGCCAAAAUUCUUAGAACCAACUGAGCAAGAAAAUAGUAGUAGUUGUACUACAACUAGUGUACUUUCAUUGUCUACUCGUACUACCAAUACGGAGCACUUUGAAAAUCUGAACUCAGAACAAAGUGAGAAAAAUGUCACUGGGCUAGAUCUUCUGUCCAUGGUGGAUGGUGGUUCUUCAGAUGAAAAUCAGUCGUCUUGCCUGGGACGAUGCAGUAUACCUGUCUGUGAUCUUAUCAGUGACACAGGGAAUUUGAGCCAUGUAAAAAGCAAUUCAGAGUGUGUUCAGAAGUUACAGCCAGGUUACUUCCAGUGCAAUAUGAGUUCUCUUAUUGGCUUUGAUUUGGCAUUGGUACCAGCUACUGCUUGUAACUUGCCAGUUGAUUGUAGUGGUACACAGCAAGAGGCUGAUGGAGAUGCAGUGCUGCAUAAUAUAGAACAUAAUAAUGCAACAGAAGAACCAAGUCAGCCAGCACUAGGGACAGGCAGUCCUUCUGAAGCAAAUGCAGUGGAUUCUGGUGGCGAUCAAGAAAAGACAGAAACUAUAAGUAAAAAUGAAGUAUUUGAUCAGAUAGAACAAAUUGUAGGCAUUGAUAAGAUAUUGGCAUUAACACCACAACAACGUUCAAAUGUACAUAGUUCCAAAAAUGACACAAUAUAUGAAAAAUUGCCUUGUGAGCCAUUAGUGCAUGAAAAUGCACAUUGUGCAAAACAAAUUAUAGGUAAGGAACGUGACAAGCAAGUCAUUUCAAAAGAAGAUGAAAUUGAAUCGGGAACCUCUAACCUGCCAAAGAUCUGUGAGACGAAUAAAGACAGCUUAAAAUUGUCUAAAGAAGAUAGCUUAUCCAAUGAUUCACUUCAAACUGAGGACAUUCUAGUUUGGGAGGAAACACACAGCACUGAAAAAAUACUCUGUAGUCCAGAACAGAAUACCAAUGAAAAUGUAAACAUAGUUUCAGCACCAGAGGUCUCUGAAGAUGUACAGACUUCAUUGUCUUGUCUUCCACUUGCUGUAUCUAUAUGUGGUUCACUUGUUUCAACUGAAGUUGCAAAUGAAAAGAUUCCUCAAAAUGGAGCUGUAGAUGACAUUGGUGAUAUAACUGUGCACACAGAAAAACCUAAGGAUGGUCUUCUCAAGUGGGAAUUGCACGAAAGCAUAGAAACAAAUGAACAGGUGGAAAAUCAAAAUAAAUUCCAUCAGUGUUGUCUGGGAAAACCUUCCUCUGCAGAUAGAGAGAAGAUGGAUUUUGAUAACAUAACUAGUACACAUGAGCUUCUCCAAUACCAGGGCCCCACUGCUUGCUUAGAAGCAAAUUUUGAAACAUACAGCAGUGCUCUGCCCACUGACAUUGGCACCAGAGCAUUAGUUGAUUUAGCUAUAGAGGAAGACAUUACCAGUAAUGAUAUACUAAUUAGUGAUGCUGAGCUUGAUGCCUUUUUGUCUGAGCAUUGUCUUGAGGCAAGUCAUUCAAAGCCUGUGAAAGAAGAUAUUGAUGAUGGACUGCUGGAAUCUGAUGUGAUUCAAGUCAGAAGAGACAAUUCACAAACAGAAGUGGAGUUCAAGAAGAUGGAAACUUCUGUUGAUAACAGCAACUGUAAAGAAUCCGAUCCUGAACCUAAAUUGGAAAUUCUAGUAGAAAAUAGGACAUUGAAAGUUCACCAAGAGACUUUAGAUCAACCUAGUGAAACUCAAAGUGAAGUUUCGGACCUCAUAAACAGUCAACACAUGCACAGUGGAGGUGCAAGGCCAAAGCAGUUGCCAAACCUUCCUCCAAAAGCCAAAAUCUGUUCUGAAGUUAGUAGUCCAAAUAAACAUGGAAGUGAAUCCCAAGUGACUAAUUCCAUAAUCCCAAAUACCUCUCACUUGGAUGCUAAAAUCUGUCCUGAUGCAAACUGCAGAAAUAAUGAUGCUGAUACUCAAAGCUGCUUGGAAAGCAAAAGUGGCAGUGAACUUGCAGAACCUGCUAAAGUAAUGGAAGAAGGUGGUAUUUUGGGACAGAAACAGCCAUCCUGGGUACCUGAUUCAGAAGCACCAAACUGCAUGAAUUGCCAAGCCAAAUUUACAUUUACAAAAAGAAGACACCACUGUCGUGCAUGUGGGAAGGUUUUUUGUGGUCCCUGUUGCAAUCGUAAAUGCAAACUCCAGUAUUUGGAUAAAGAAGCACGAGUCUGUAUAAGUUGCUAUGAGACUAUUAACAAAGCACAGGCAUUUGAAAGGAUGAUGAGUCCAACUGGUCCUGUCCAUAAUGCCGAUAUCUUUGGAUAUCCUUCAACUGUUCCACCUUUGCAGGAAGCCCAGGCAUCUGGUACACCUACUUCUUCUUCUUCUGUUUCAUUACCCACUUCUGUAUUUAAACAGCCAAAUGGUGAUGGAUUGUGUAAUAAAGAACAAAGAAGAGUUUGGUUUGCAGAUGGUAUUUUGCCCAAUGGGGAAGUUGCAGAUACAACAAAACUGUCAUCUGGAGUCAGGCGAUCCCCACAGGAACCACAUCUAGUUGCAAGUCCAACAAAACCAAAGGAUGAAAUGAAUGUUGCUGGACAAACUGAGAUCUUGCACUGUUCCGCUUCGGUUCUUCCAGUAGAAGACAUACUGCCCACUAAAGCUCAACCUGAGCUGUUGAAUAACUUUGAUACUGCAAUUCCUGCUGCUGAUGAACUCCCUGCUAUUGUUGAACCCACAAAACCUCCCAAUCCCAUCACAGCUAAUGAAAUUAAUGAUGUACCUAUUAGUCCUUUGGAUUACAGUAUGCUUUGUGGCAUUGAAAAGUGUGUUAGCAAGAGGAUCAGUCUUAUUCCCGAGGAUGAUGGUUUACCACCUCUUUUUUUACGAGGAGAAAAAGGAGAAGAAUCCUUAGUGGAAGAACAUCCUUCUUGUAAACAAGUUAACUUACUACUUGAAUCGAAUCCUGUGACAUUUGUUCUAAAUGCAAACCUUCUUGUGAAUGCCAGGAUACUACAUUAUUGUUCAGAAAAAUGCUGGUACUUCUCAACCAAUGGCCUGCAUGGCUUGGGGCAGGCAGAAAUCAUUGUACUAUUACUCUGUUUGCCAAAUGAAGAAGAUGUUCCUAAAGAAAUCUUCAAAUUAUUUAUCAGCAUAUAUAAGGAUGCCAUGAAAGGAAAAUUCAUAAGAAACUUGGAAAACAUAAACUUUACUGAAGGCUUUCUUGGAAGCAAGGACCAUGGUGGAUUUCUGUUUGUUAGACCAACUUUUCAGAAACUUGAUGAUCUUGUAUUACCACAAAAUCCAUUUUUAUGUGGCAUCCUUAUUCAGAAACAGGAAGUACCUUGGGCAAAAGUUUUUCCAAUUCGCUUGAUGUUGAGAUUGGGAGCAGAAUAUGGAGUAUAUCCAACACCUUUAAUAAGUAUCAGGCACAGAAAAGCUCUGUUUGGAGAGAUAGGACACACAGUCAUGAACUUGCUUGUUGAUCUUAGGAAUUAUCAAUAUACUUUGCAUAUGAUCGAUAACUUGUUCAUUCAUAUGGAAAUGGGCAGAAGCCGCAUUAAAAUACCUCUGAAGAGAUAUAAUGAGGUGAUGAAAGUGGUUAACUCAUCUAAUGAACAUGUGAUUAGCAUUGGAGCGAAUUUUAGUUCCGAGGCAGAUUCUCACUUAGUGUGUGUGCAGAAUGAUGAUGGAGUCUAUCAGACACAAGCUAACAGUGCUACAGGACACCCUAGGAAAAUUACAGGUGCAAGCUUUGUUGUGUUCAAUGGAGCCCUGAAACCAUCUUCUGGAUUCCUUGCUAAAUCCAGUAUUGUUGAAGAUGGAAUAAUGGUACAAAUCACUCCAGAGACUAUGGAUGGCUUACGUCAAGCUUUAAGGGGGAAAAUGGACUUUAGAAUUACAUGUGGCAAAGUAGACUCGGGAGAUCUGAGAGAAUAUGUAGACAUUUGUUGGGAAGAAAAUGAGGAAAAACAAAAUGCAAGAGUUACAAGCCCAAUAGAUGGAAAAUCUAUGGAAGGAGUUGAGCAUGAAAAAAUGAUUCAGGAACAAGACUUUGAAAUGGAUGAAAAACUCAUAAGGUGUACUGAAGUAUUCUAUUUCUUAAAACCUGGCGACGUAUACAGUCAUCCUCCUUAUCAGUUUGCUAAAGAAAUUGCAUUGGCUUCUUGUGCUGCUCUUCGCCAACAUCUCAAAACACUGAAAAGUAACGGAAUGAACAAGAUAGGACUUAGAGUCUCCAUGGAUACUGACAUGGUGGAAUACCAGGCAGGAUCUGGAGGCCAGCUCCUUCCCCAGCAUUAUCUAAAUGAUCUGGACAGUGCCUUAAUCCCUGUGAUUCAUGGUGGGACCUCAAAUGCUACAAAUCUACCAUUGGAAAUGGAAUUAAUAUUUUUCAUUAUUGAAUCUCUUCUAAUAUAACUGACAUAUAUAUUAUGCUGUAGUGGACUGAAUUGCUAGCACUGACCAAUACCAAAGCAGUUGCGUUACACUAUGGAUGAAACAUUCAGGUUUAUUUUUAAGAAGCCAAUGAUGUUGUUAAUACAUCUUUAAAAGGAGUUUGCUUUUUAAAAAGUGAUUGUUCUUCCUUAACGUGAAAACUGAAUUUAAAAGUUAAGUUUCCUUAUGUUCUGAAACUUUACACUUAAUACAGCCACUAAAAAUGCAAGGAAUAAAACAAACAUGUGUUUUACAGUGCUGAGAUACACCCUUAUCUUUCCCAGAUAAAUAUUUUAGAUGUUCUUUAUUAGCAUGAGUUUUGAACUCUUGAUGUGUCAAAAUCACUACUCUUAACUGGGUUUUUAAAAAAGCAUAUAAGUGAAACAGAAUUUUUUUCUAGCUCUUGCAGUUGAUAUUCAAAUAUAAAAUCUGUUAAUUACUAGAGAAAUUAUAUACAUUAAAUGUCUGAUAGAUGUUUGCACAAACUAAUAUUGCCUGUGUGAGAAUAACAGCAUGUUUCUGCCAGGUGUGAUCAUUUUGUAAGACUUUGUCAUUGGAAUUGUCCUGAUUUUAAAAAUUGGGAUAUUUGAAGUAUAUAAUGGUGCUUCCAAAACUUAGACAACUUCCAUCUACAGUAAUUGCUUUUUGAAUAGCUGAAUUUGUUAUAUUUAUAAUUGACUUACUAAACAUGAAAAAUGGAUAAUUUGUAUACAGUACCUAAACUUCUUUCUUGUUUGCUCAGUUGUACAGUUGUUUCUUGGAUUUUCCAAGAAUGAGUAAGAAGCCAGAUGACCCUUAAAGUAGUCAUCCUGUAGCAGUAAAUCGGGUGGGAAGCCUGUCUGUGUUCCCUUCUCUAAUUAUUGGGACCUCUUAGUAUCUCUGUUUUUGUUUUCAGGGACAACAAUGUAUUAAGUGUGAAUUUUCAUGAACAGUUUGCUGUAACAUACUUGAGGCUCUUUAUACAGUACUUAUUUUUAUACUGGAGUAUUUGAAGUAAAUAAGCUUUGAUGUAUGAGGAUAAUGAUUGAGUAACUGAGUAACCUAAAUCAGGGUUGAUUACAACUGCAUAAUAAUCCUGUUAUGCACAGAAGCACAUUAUAUGUGUCUCUUUUACCUUGAUUAAAAUGUUAUAAAAUUA